AUGGCAAAUAGCCCUAUCGCGGCCAGAGCGGCCAGUGGAGGAGCUGUCCACGUUAACCGUUUCGUUACAGUAAUGCUCCAUGAAGACUGGAACGUGGAAGCGACAGAGGAGCCGAUGUUCCUGAUGCAACCGGUGAACCCCUCCUGGCGGAGCAACGAAGUCUACUUGCCGAAAGUCCGACGACAACCGAGCAGCGGCCUGGAAUCGACUCCGGCCUCUCAGAGCCACGCCGUGACCCCAGACCAGGACCCCUACAAACGACGCUUCGAUCAUUCCCGACAGCAGACCCCCACUUCGGACCUAGACCUCCACCCACUCCCACGCUCCCGGCGCAGCGACUCCCUCAGCAGCCCCGAAGACAAACACCCCCAAACGAAACCCGUUAAGGUGGACCCCUACAGGAAGCCAACCUCGGAAGUGGAACGACGGAAGAAGAUCGCGGAACAGCGUCAGCGGUCACCCUCCCUCAAGUCGACCGAGGAACCAGCCUCACCCCUGGAGCGCUUCCAGGAUGCCAAAGAAAAGUUCCUAGCCAUGGAGCGUGAGCGGCUGGAACAAGAGAACCUUGCCAACAUAAACCGGAAGAAGCAGGUUGAGCAACCGGUGGUCGCCGUGGCGAAACGGAACCCACCCCCGUUGCGACAGUGGCGCUGUCGGGACCCAGAGGAACCCGAAGUCCGCUCGGCACCGCUCGGUAGAUCCGACCCGGAUCGGUACUCUUACGAGGAGGAGAUGGAGAGGAGACCCCAAAGAGAACAUCCAAUCGGUCGUUCGCGGGAGAGCCUGGACUCGGACGAGUUCCCGACGUACCGCGCCGCCCCUGACGAUAAGCUCUUCAAGUACAGGUACAGAAGUCCACCGAGGGGUGAUGGAUUACCUUCCUACCAGAAAUCACCUUCAGACGGCCAUGAAAGGUACCCGAAGAACAUAGACCAAGGCUACGACAAAUACCGUCAGAAAGACGUUCACCCGGAAAAAUACCCGCAAAGAGUCACGCCCGAUUACCCCAUCAAGUACCCCCAAAGGCCUGAUGGCUUCGAUAAAUACCCGCAGAAACCCGUAGAAAGUUAUGAUAAGUACCCGCAAAAGUCUGACCCACACAGCUUCGAGAAAGCCCCCGCAGAGAGAUACGACAAAUACCCGUCCAAGCCUGCACCUCACGGUUACGACAAGUACCCGCAAAAGAGCCCCAUAGAUACAUGGGAUAGUAAGUACCCCCAAAAGGCUGAGCCACAUAGGAGGCCUGUCGAUUAUGACAAGUAUCCCCGGAAGCCCCCCGGAGGUUACGAGCCCCCGGCAAGGUCCUACCCCGACGACUGUUACACGGACGACUACCAGGUGCCAUACGAGGAGGAGAACAUCCCCUUGGAGCGGUACCGGAGCCCGACACGGAUCGCUCGACCGCACAUCACGAAGAAGGCCACCCCGAAACCGAAGAUCUCGUUCGAGGGUGACCAAGCCGGGGUGCGGCGCUCCAACUCGCGAUACUUCGAGCCACCCCCGCGGAACCCAGGUGGACCCCCCUUCGAGCCGGACCCCAGGGUCCGUCGCCCGGUGGACCCCGAGGAGGAAAAGCGGCGAAGCUUCCAGGAGUUAGCGAAGGAGUUCAAACGGAAGUCUUACCAGGAGCCGGAUUACCGGCCCGCCAAGGUGAACACACCCCCGCGCUAUAGGCAUAGCUAUGCGGAGCCGCUCCACCACCAUCAGCCGCCACUCCCUCAUCCCCAUCCGAUACUCCAGAGGACCAACAGCUUCCUCGCUGCCGGUCGGAUGGGCCUCGCACCCGUCCACCCUUACUGA
Bemisia tabaci is the source of this 1800-nucleotide messenger RNA. Lineage: Eukaryota; Metazoa; Arthropoda; Insecta; Hemiptera; Aleyrodidae. The record is from RefSeq and is a predicted model, not a curated record.